Lymnaea stagnalis (great pond snail) is the source of this 948-nucleotide messenger RNA. Lineage: Eukaryota; Metazoa; Mollusca; Gastropoda; Lymnaeidae. The record is from the annotation of a GenBank genome assembly.
CUCCUCAGCGACGAGACGCGACACGUCAUAGAAGUGAUCAACUACGUGUUCUUAAGCAGCUCCCUCGCCCUCUUCGGCAUUGUCGGUAAUAUCGUCACGAUCGCCGUCCUGGUCAGACAAGGACUGGACAAGACGGCUAACAUCACGUUCAUGGGGCUGGCCGUCUCCGACCUCUGCGGGCUCAUCGCCCUCCAGUGGUACAUCCUGUGCUUCAACCCUUUGUUCGUCAACUCCGGCGUGCCCAUGGUUCCGUCAGAGGUCCAGCACUUGACCGGCGGGUUCGUCAAGGCUUGUUUCACGCGGAUCACGUGUUGGAUCACCGUGUUCAUCACGGCGGAGAGGUGCCUGUGUGUGGUCACGCCGUUCAAAGCCGGGCGCCUCAUCACCACUAGGAGAGUGACCUUCAUUGUGUGCUCCAUCUACAUCAUCAUGAUGGCGUCGCUUCUACCGGAAUACUGCACAAUGUACAUCGGCUGGAAGUUUUACGCCGACAAGAAUCAAACACUCCUAGGCUUGGUCGUUAGAAAGGAAAACGACCAGGUAUCGGGUCUAACAUUUCUACUCUACGCCGUGUAUAUUUUGGUAUCGUUUUUGUUCGAAAUCGUGCUCACCGCUCUGCUGGUAAUCGAACUGAAGCGGAAGACAAAAUGGCGCACCGGCUCGACUUCAGAUAAAGAGCAAUCCGACGCCAUGUCCAGUAGAGACCAGAAAGCAGUCCGUAUGGUGGUCGUCAUUGCCAUUGUUUUGAUCGUCUGCUUCACCCCAUCGGUCGUCCUCAGUGCGGCGGGGUUCCUGGUCCCGGGCUUUGGGGUCGUAGGGAAGUACACGAACCUGUUCUUUGCGACCUGGUCCUUUGGUUUCCUGUUCGACUCUUUCAACUCAAGCGUGACGGUAAUCUUGUACUACACGAUGAGCUCCAAGUACAGAGACACGUUUCAUGAACUGUUG